CUUCUGUAGGUCUAAGGAGUUGAGCCUGCAACCGGCACACAUGGUUUAAAUAAAAGGAAUAAUCAUUUGGGAAUAAAAAUGGCCGUUAGUUACGACGGUCAAUAUGUCCUUGGAAUCGACCUUGGUACGACUUCAGUCAAGGUCAGUCUGCUUUGCCGAGAGAGUGGAUCUGAGGUGUCAACUGUAGCCAAACCCACUAAAGCUGAUGUACACAGUGAUGUAGAAUUGGGUUCUGAACAGUCGCCAUUAAAAAUUUUCUCAACUCUUCAACAGUGCUUGUCCGAACUUCCGGAGGACAAACGUAGUAAAGUGACUUGUAUUGGGUUCACAGGUCAAAUGCAUGGAGUUGUCAUGUGGAACGAACUGAAAAGUGACGAUUGGUAUGUUCCCUCCACUAGUAAUUUAUAUACAUGGCAGGACCAACGAUGCACUAAUGAAUUCCUCAAGUCACUACCAAGACCCGAUUCACACCUUCCGAUUUCUACUGGUCACGGAUGUGCUACUUUAUGUUGGCUUCAACGGUAUCGACCGGAAUUGAUAGCGAAAUACACGUGUUCCGGAACCAUAAUGGAUCUGUUGGUGGCACUCCUAUGUGGUCUUCGUACACCAGUUACUACGGUGCAACUGGCGGCCAGCUUCGGGUUCUACAAUACAAAAAACAGGUCAUGGAACAAAGACAUUCUCCAAAAAAUUGGAUUUCCUGACAAAAUGUUACCGACUGUUACGGAGUCAGGUCACGUGGCUGGCAACAUGCAAUAUGGUUGGAUGGGUAUUCGUAAAGGCACGCCCGUUCUGGCUGCGUUAGGGGAUGUGCAAUGUGCUGUCUUCUCUGUCGUGACCAGUGCAUCAGAAGCAGUGUUGAAUAUGAGUACGUCCUGCCAAAUGAUGUUUCCGAUCAAACAGGAAAGUGGAAUACCUGAUAAACCGAAUGUGACGUCACCUGUCCAGUACUUCCCGUACUUUGGUGGAAGCUACCUUGCUAUGGCCGCCAGUCUAAAUGGAGGCAAUGUCCUUUCAUGCCUGGUCUCUAUGCUGCAGCAGUGGUUCGCGACGUUCGGCUUCCGUGUUGAUGAUGAUGACUUAUGGAACAAGCUGCUGGAGCUGAGUUCAGACGCUUCUCAAGGUCCCAUUAUAGUACCAACACUUUUUGGGGAGCGACAUCUUCCGGAACAACAUGUUACUAUUUCCGGUCUAACAUCAAAAAAUCUUGAUCUUGGAUCCAUCUUCCGGUCUCUGUGCAAAGGUCUUAUAGCCAACUUAUUUGAAAUGAUGCCAGAAUCUGUUAUCAGGAAACACGGAAUAACGAAAAUCAUAGCAACUGGGUCAGUGGUCGACAAAAACGCCAUCAUCCGAGAGGAAGUGACGGAGCAUUAUGAGAGCUUGAAAGUGGAAUUUGGUAACAGUUGUGACUCGGCAACUGGGGCAGCUAUGUUCUGUAGGAAACAAUUAAAAUGAGGGUAAAAAGUU
Molecule: messenger RNA, 1467 nt
Organism: Ylistrum balloti
Lineage: Eukaryota; Metazoa; Mollusca; Bivalvia; Pectinida; Pectinidae
Product: sedoheptulokinase-like
Exons: 5
Coding region: 79-1455 (458 amino acids)
Biological process (GO): carbohydrate metabolic process
Cellular component (GO): cytosol
Molecular function (GO): sedoheptulokinase activity
Source: RefSeq, a predicted model, not a curated record